AUGGUGUCUGCUCGUUCUCAUACACCGAGCCCUGAACCGGCCCCACGGCCCAUGCUCUCCAGCAGGUCCGACUUGCCAGAAGCCCCCAGCUCAAGCUCCGCGCUUCCGUUCAAUGAAACCACACAGACUAUCAACGAACGCCAUGCCGAGGCCGCCGACAGCUACGUCGUCGGGCCCAUGCCUGUGGAGAAAUUCCUCAAUUUCCUGCCUCCGAAGAACGUGGCACUGAUGCCCCCUUCUGCGGGAGCGUUCGAUAAACUUGCAGACGGUAAUGUAGCCCUGGAGUUGUGCAAGGCCAUCACGGACCACGACCGGUGUCCACGGUUCGACUUUCGCUACAGUGGUCCGGAAAAUGAAGAAGAGAUGCCCGCGCUGGUGUGCGUGCCGCAUGGGUCCGACAGCGUCCCCGCCGCCAAGUCAGAAAUGUACAUCGACGUCCAAGGCGCUGCACAGGGCGAUUUCAUGCGUGAUCCCCCAUGCGGUGUGGACAGGUCGCGUCACAAGUUCCUGCUACUACUCGAGCAUGCAGAGCAGACGGGCCGAGAGAGGGCACGCCAGGCAUUUGGCCGUAACGUGCGGUGGGCGACCGACGCGUGCGGGCAGCAGUUCCGCACGCACUUCUUCUCGAUCUCGCUCCACGGCACGUCUGCGCGGCUCAUGCGCUGUGACAUGGGCGGGAUGAUCGCCUCAGAGGCGUUCGAUGUGUGUGAGUACCCGGAGAUCCUGUGCGAGUUCCUCUGGCGGUUCGCACAUGCGUCCACCGCCGAGCGCGGAUACGACCCAACGGUCUCGCCCGCCACGGCACUAGAGGAGGGCAUGUUCAAAAAUAUUAUCGCGGCUUAUGUGAAUUACCAGCUCGACCUGCGCCGCAAUCUCAUGUACAUCUUGCAGGCACUCGCGCACCACUACCAGCCGGGCCGCGUCGCGGCGAUCGGUAUCGUCCAGCCAGAUGGUACCGUCGCGCGCUGUAUAGUAUCGCGGCCGAUCUCGAAAUUCUUCUCCUUGCGGCGUGGAGGUAUGCGUGGGUACUGGGGUGUCAUGCGAGGCAAAAUAGUCUUUGUGAAAGAGACCUGGCGCGAGUGGACGCUCGUGAAGGAGUCAGAGGGCGCGAUUCUCGAACGGCUGCAUAAGGAGGGGGUGCACAACAUCCCCAGCCUUGUGUGCCAUGGCGAUGUCCCUGAGCGGACGGACGAGUGCGCUGCAGAAUUCCAGUACACACAGACGGAUAGAUACGUCAGCGAAAAUUGGGUAUGCACUGGGGAUCGCAAGAUAAUGGUGCGCUCCCGUGUGCACUACCGUUUGGUCCUCGGCACUGUCGGUUAUCCGCUCCACGCAUUGAGAGGGACGAAAGAGCUCUUGUCCGCCACAUUCGAUGUGUACAGCGGGAUGAUCUACGCCUUCCUCCACGGAAACACGCUCCAUCGCGACGUCAGCCUGGAAAACAUCAUUCUGGUCAGGGAGGGGGAAGACAGGCUUCGCCACGGUUACCUCAUCAACUGGGAGCUCUCCUCGCAGAUGACCGAAGAGAAGGAAGCACUAGACGAAUGGACGGUGGGCAAGGACGCGUUCAUGUCGCACCGCCUGCAGACACGCAUGGCGCCGCUACGGCAGACUAUGCGAGACGACAUGGAGUCGCUCCUCUACGUCGUCGCAUACUGCGGGCUGCACUGGUUGCCGCACCGCACGCGGGGCGCGCACACUGCCGCGCAGGCUUUGUUCUACAAUGUACAGGUGGGGCGUGACGGCGAAGGCAUGACGGUCCGCUCGAUGGCUCCGGGCGAGGGGAAGAUGGAGAACAAGCGCAGCAGGAAACACGUGAACCCCGCGUUCUUCAGGAAACCGUUCGCGUUGUGGCUGCAGGGCGCGAUGGACCUGAAUUGCCCACGGGCGAAGUGUGCAGGCGCGAUCAAGGUGGGGGACGCGGUAUUCCCAGACGAGACGCAGUGGGCGAGCCCGCUGCCACUGUACGACUUCUGGGUUGAGUUCCUGAAUAAGCACGAGCGGAAGCUGCACACGCAGGAUAGGCGGAAGAACUUCGAGCGGGAUGAGGCAGAUCUGGCGUUGUUCAGUGCGACGCGGGCGGUGGAGCACCAUACAGCACCACGGCCUGGUAAGCGGAAGGCGUCGUCUUCGCCCCACCCUGUGGAACGGAUGCUCAAGCGGCGAAGAAUUACUACACCAGGCCUCAUUUCGUAUAAGGUUUGCAACGCGGCGUACUCAUGGGAUUGGUUCCCUGGUUCUCAUACGGCGCUAUCGACUAGCUACAUAUUUGCCCAGGCUGCCGUGCUUACAGACCACACCCCGCUCUUCUACAUCACCCUCAAACACCAUACGGAGGCAUCCAAUACGAAUCACCCCAGCAUCUCAUACUACUUACAGCAAAGCUCCAUGGGCGGGAUUGUCUCCGCAGUUGUCAGUGUCACCACUGCAGUGCUUGGACUGAUUGGGCUCAUCCGCAAGUUUGAGUCCCCAGAAGAGUCUGGGCAGCAGAUCGCUCCGAAUCCCGUGAUACAGGAACUAGAAGAACGCGCUCGGGAGGCGCAGGCUCAGCGCGAGCAAGUCGAACGUGAAAGAUCGGAGGCAGAAGAAGGGAGGCGUCUCGCGGACGAGGCACGCCAAAGGGCAGAAAACGAGACGGUGCGUCUUCAGGAGGAGAAGAAACGCGCGGAGCAUGAGAAACGGGAGGCGGAAGAGAGUAAAAGACUCGCGGAUGAGGCGCGGCAGCGUGUGGAGGGUGAGAGGCGACGCGCCGAGGUAGAGAAGCAGCACGCGGAGCACGCUAAGCGAGAGGCCGAGGAACAGAGGAGACAAGCGGAUGAGAAUCGGCAGCGCGCAGAGGCGGAGCGGUGGCGUGCUGAAGAGGAGAAACGCCGCUCGAAUGAGGAGAAGCAGAAGGCCCAAGAAGAGAAACGUCGUGCUGAGGAGGCGGGCCGGAAGGCUGAAGACGAGAGGCAACAGGCCGAUGAGAAACGAAGACACGCCGAGAAGGAGAGACAACAGGCAGAGAAUAACAGGCAGCGAGCUGAAGCAGAGAGCAGGAACGCUGAGGCAGAGAGGAAAAGAGCAGAGGACGCCAAGGAGAAAGCGACCGCUGCUAAAGAGGAUGCGGAACGUGCCUCGGCGGCAGCUGAAAAGGCUGCGGAAGAGGCUCGACGCGCACAGCAGGAGGCCGAGAAAAAUCUGAGGGCGGGCAUACGUCCUGUUGUCUUGCCGACGGAAGAGGAGAUCCGCAUUCACAAGGAGCGGCUGCAGUAUCGAGAGGGGAAGUUGCACUUCGCGGUCGCUGGUAUUGCGGGUAGUGGCAAGUCGUCACUCAUCAACGCUCUGCGUGGCAUCAGCAACAGACACAAGGAUGCAGCGCGGGUUGGGGUCACCGAGACCACGAAGAUCAUCGCGCGGUACCCGGAUCCGAACUCCAAAAGGCCGUUUGUCUGGUACGACGUCCCAGGCGCGGGAACCCUGGCUAUUCCCGAUUGGCAGUAUUUCAACGACCACGGCCUAUACGUCUUCGAUGCCAUCAUCGUGCUCUUCGACAACCGUUUCACCGAGACAGACGUCGCUCUACUGCGAACCGCCGCACUCUUCCAGAUCCCCACUUACAUCGUGCGCUCCAAGUCGAAUCAGCACAUCGCCAACCUCCUGACUGACCUUGAAUUCGGGGAAGAGGAAGACGAUGCUAGUCGCCGUGCAACCGCGCGCCAGAUAUACAUCACGGAGACUCGCGACAGCGUUGCACAUAAUCUUUUCGAAGCAGGACUUCCCGGGCAGCGGGCAUACCUCAUCACGGCGAAGGAGGUUCUGUGUGAAGUAGUCAAAGGGCGGACGCCGAAAGAUGUCAUCGAUGAGGUCGAUCUGCUCAGCGAUAUACUGCAGGAGGCGCACUCUCGUCGUGUCAGGGCCAAGCCGUCGCAGACUUCACGCCAUGCGUCGUAUUCAUCAAAAUAG
Messenger RNA from Sparassis crispa, 3945 nucleotides. RefSeq lists its product as hypothetical. Gene Ontology annotation, molecular function: GTP binding. Gene Ontology annotation, cellular component: membrane. The record is from RefSeq and is a predicted model, not a curated record. The coding region runs from base 1 to 3945 and encodes 1314 amino acids. NCBI's taxonomy places the organism in Eukaryota, Fungi, Basidiomycota, Agaricomycetes, Polyporales, Sparassidaceae. The transcript has 8 exons.